AUGUCGGCAGCACACUUGACGCAGAAUCAGCUUUGGAAUAACGGUCCAGAUUGGCUUGUGCAACCUUCGUCCCAUUGGCCCAGCUCAUAUCCAGAACCAAGCGAUGAGGCGGACCUAGAAACACGCCAGAAUGGUACGCAUCAUGCAUACUGCAUACGGUUUGUGCGCAACACCAAGCAGAAGGCGCGAUCACAGCGACCGAUACCGCACACCAAUGCAUCCAAGACGAUCACGCCCAAGAACGUGGAUGCUGCAAAAACUGUGCUUUGCAGACUAGCCCAGCAAGAUGCAUUUUCCGCGGAAAUCAAGCAGCUAAAAAAGGGAGAAGCAUUGAUGAAACAAUCACCUUUACGAAAACUUACCCCAUUCCUGGAUACAGAAGAAGUAAUACGGGUGGGAGGACGAUUGAACUUGUCGCAACUACCGUAUCAGUCCAAGCAUCCAGCUGUUCUACCGAAGAACCACAAAUUCACUCGUCUACUUGCGGAAGAUUAUCAUGAAGAGAUGAAACAUGCUAGUGGAAGGCUAUUGCUAUCCCGCAUUAGAGAGCUGUAUUGGCCACUGGACGGACGUCGCUUGGUAAAAAGCAUUGCAAGGAACUGCUUCCGCUGUAUUCGGCACGAUCCCGCACUCGCCCGGCAGCCGGUUGGCCAGCUUCCACCUUCCCGCAUCACCCCGAGCCGACCUUUUUCUGUAACCGGAGUGGACUACGCCGGUCCAUUCUACUUGAAGCCAGCGCACCGGAAGGCAGCAGCUACUAAGAGCUAUUUGUGCGUUUUCGUGUGUUUCGCUACGAAAGCUGUGCACUUGGAACUCGUAGGAGACCUCACAACGGCGGGAUUCUUAGCAGCGCUACGCCGAUUCACAUCACGACGCGGAUUGCCAGCCCACAUCCAUUCUGAUAAUGGGAAAAACUUCGAAGGCGCAGAACGUGAACUGAAGGAGCUUUUUGAGCUGUUCAACGACGAACAUCACCGCAACACCGUGGCUACCAGAUGCGCUGACCGGGGAAUCACUUGGCAUUUCAACCCACCAAAGGCUCCACACUUCGGCGGAUUAUGGGAAGCAGCAGUAAAAACGGCGAAGCGACACCUCUAUCGUCACCUGGGCAAUACGCGGCUGUCGUACGAAGGCUACUGCACUGUGCUCCAACAAAUCGAAGCAGCGAUGAAUUCCCGUCCGCUGUUGCCUUUGUCCGACGAUCCCAACGAGCUAGCUGCACUCACACCGGCACACUUCCUUAUUGGCACAUCAUAA
Molecule: messenger RNA, 1257 nt
Organism: Anopheles merus
Lineage: Eukaryota; Metazoa; Arthropoda; Insecta; Diptera; Culicidae
Exons: 2
Coding region: 1-1257 (418 amino acids)
Biological process (GO): DNA integration
Molecular function (GO): nucleic acid binding
Source: RefSeq, a predicted model, not a curated record